UCCGCCAUUUUGUCUUCUGGCCGUGAGGUGAGGCGCCCGACCGGAGCGGCCGUCGCUCGGCGCGGGCGGGGGAAAAGGCGACCGCCGAGCGUCGUCGUCGUCGAGCGGGCGCCUCAGCGGGGAGGCCGCCGGCGGCGCAGGAGGAUGCCCCGGGCCCGGGGGGGCGGGCGAGGCGCCUCCCCGGCUCUGUGAGCGCCGCCAUGUCGUCGGCCCGGUUCGACUCGUCGGACCGCGGGGCCUGGUACCUGGGGCCGGUGUCGCGCCAGGAGGCCCAGAGCCGGCUGCAGGGUCAGCGCCACGGCGUCUUCCUCGUGCGGGACUCGUCCACCUGCCCCGGCGACUACGUGCUGUCCGUGUCCGAGAACUCGCGGGUCUCCCACUACAUCAUCAACUCGCUGCCCAACCGCCGCUUCAAGAUCGGCGACCAGGAGUUCGACCACCUGCCCGCCCUGCUGGACUUCUACAAGAUCCACUACCUGGACACCACCACCCUCAUCGAGCCGGCGCCCAGAUAUGCGACCCCGCCCAUAGGCUCCUCCCCAGCACCCAGCCUGCCAGCUGGGGAAGACAGUCUGGAAUACGUACGGACUCUUUAUGACUUCCCCGGGAACGACGCCGAAGACCUCCCGUUCAAGAAGGGAGAGUUCCUCGUCAUCAUAGAGAAGCCGGAAGAGCAGUGGUGGAGCGCCCGCAACAAGGACGGCCGCGUCGGGAUGAUCCCCGUUCCCUACGUGGAGAAGCUGAUGAAGCCGGGGAAGCACGGAAACAGGAAUUCCAACAGCUACGGGAUCCCGGAGCCGGCACACGCCUACGCCCAGCCUCAGGCCACGACUCCUCUGCCCUCAGGGCCUGGCGCUCCUGGAGCCGUCAUCACCCCUUUGCCAUCCACCCAGAACGGACCUGUCUAUGCCAAAGCAAUUCAGAAAAGAGUACCGUGUGCUUACGACAAGACGGCCUUAGCCCUAGAGGUCGGCGACAUCGUGAAAGUGACGAGGAUGAACAUCAACGGCCAGUGGGAAGGAGAGGUGAACGGCCGGAAAGGGCUGUUCCCCUUCACCCACGUCAAAAUCAUCGACCCCCAGAACCCCGACGAGACCGAGUGACGAUCCCCGCGACCCCGCGCACACCGCCACAGCCGCCGCCGCUCUUCCCGCUUUAUUUUUUCUGGCUCUCUUUUUAGCAACCUCGGAGACGGCGUAACCGCCUCUCUUCCCGGCAAGUUCCCGGCGUAGCCCGCCGACCAGUGCUCUCUGCCUCCUGGCAGCCCUCGUGUGCCCACCCAGACUACCCAAGCCCAGCCAGUUCCUGAGGCGCAGAUCCCAUUUGCCGGAUGGGUUAAUCCAGAAGGGAACCGCCGCUUCGCCCGUAAAGGAUCCUAAGCUGGAAAAUACUGGGGAAAGCACGCAAGUGGAAAGGAGGUGGAGGGGAAAGAAGAUUUUUGAGCUCGGAUACUGUCUGGCCAGCUCUGUCACGUUGGGUCAGAAAGAACUGAAACUUUGGGAAUUUGACAGCCAAACCUUAUGUCUGCCCUAUCUGGGCAUCUUGUUUUGCCUUUUGGUUAGGAGAGAGAGAGAGAGAGAGAGAUUGAAGAAAGGGGAGAAUCAUGUCCUAGAGAAAUGGAAUCGGAAUAAUCGGGGUAUUUGGAAGAUUUCAAGCUUCUGGUAUUGGAAAAAAUGGAUCCGAAACAAGUUGGGCUUUGGAUGACAAAGCCCUGUGCUUGCCUCCCGGCUCCGACGGGUGAAGCGGGUGUGAAUCACGAGUAGCAGAACUGUGACCUUUAUUUAUGUGACGGCUUAGUCCUCGUAAAUGGUAGCCUCUGUUGCCCUACUCGCUAUCUAGUAAAGUCCAGGUGACUAUUGAAUGGAGGCCUCUGACCGGCCAUUUUAGAAAACUUGUCCGGCUUUGGUAGCUGGAAGGGAGGGAGCUUUUAAAACACCUCGAAUCCGACGGCUUCGGGGACCGGGCUUAGGGAAGCUCGGCUGCUGCUUCUCCGGUACCCGUCAAGCCCGGGGCGGGGAGGGCGGUGGAAACACAUUUCUAAGUGAGAUUUAAAAAUUAUUGUUCCUAGAAGCCUCGUGUCGAAUUAAAGUUAUUUUAAUAAGCGAGCAGUCUUUUUUUUCCCCACCCCGGCCCCUUCUUCCCCGUCCGUAGGGUUAACAGUUGAUCAGACUCCAGCAAACAGAGUUAGGCACAGUGUCCGCGCAGGUAGUUUAGGUCUCAGUGGUACCAUCGACCAAACGGCAGAACCCUCCCCAAGGGAGAAGCCGACGGGUGGUCGACCCGAUCCCGUAAACAUUUGCCAUUUUGAUCGUAUGUGUUUGGUUCCGUUUUCGACUCGGGAUCCCAAGCUACUUAAAACCUUCUCGUUCGGUCUUGGAGCGGAACGUUCCGGCUGCUGCCGACGGCGGGAGCCGCUCCGGCGGCCAAACCGGUUUUCCGGACUAAUUUAACUGUGAAGUGGCACGGCGUGGGUGAGAGAUGGGCGUCGGGGCGGGGCCCCCGCAGGCAACCUCGGCGGUCGGCCCCGCCACCGAGCCAGAAGAGGCCUCGCCCCCGCCCAGAGGCGCCCAGACGUACGUCGAGCCGCACGACCCCGGCCGUACUACUGAGAUAUAACACGUAGAAACACCGCAACCGCACUAAGCUCAUCGCUCCAAGGAGGCCGAGCUAACCGGCGGCGCGAUCCGAAGAGCCCGCGAUUAGACGGUUCCGUCUCUCUUCGAAAGAACUACUGUAGCACCGUGAAUUUACUAACACGCUUCACCGACCCCUUCCCUCCAGCUGUUAAAAAAAAAAAAAAAAAAAAAAGCAGUCGCGACCUCUCCGUCGAUCCAGGCAAUCGUCGGCCCUGCCCUGGCUCGGUCGAAGAGCGUGCCGCUUCACGGCGACCCAAGUCUUUUGGGUCUCUCCUCCGUCCUGCCGCCCCCCGAGUUUCGUGGGGAUCGCGGCUGACCAAGGCCUCCGCGGAUCUGGUCGCGCAGGGUGGGCCGCAGGCGAGACGAGAGACCGCCCCGCGGCCCGAAAACUCUGCGCCGGCCAAAUCGGCCGGACACCCAGUGGGUGACCGAGGCGAGGGGAGCCUAAAGUCAGUCGGAGGGCGGCGUGAAACCGGGCCGCUUAGAGACCGGGGAUAGGGUGGGAAGCCGGGGGUUCUCUCAGGAAUCUAUGCAAAAAUCUCGAGUGCUCUCAAGGCGAUCGCAAGAGUACGGGAUGGAGGUAGAUGGGAUGAGAGGAAGCCUGGGAGAUUUAAAAUUCCUUAGACAAUGAAAGGAUGCAUCGAGUAAGCUCCAAUCAGUGACCUCUCCCCCUCUCUAGCGCAGUACCUGGCUAUUGCUGUCCUCUUCCGGCAGGGGCCAGGGAGAGGGUCUUGGUCUUCAUCCAGAAAUGGAUUUUAAGACGCGUAGCACCCCGAGUAGAUGCUCAAGCAGAAGGGUAAAUCGGAAAAGACCGCCGAGAUGGCUUUAAGAAAAAAAGGCGAUGCUAAUCUGACAGAGUUUGAAGAGUUCGAAGCAUUUUCCCUUUGAAGUUGUUCGUUCUUGCUGCUUGCUUCCACCCGUGCCACGUCGAUGUUGCUUAAAAGCCUCUUCGGGCAUCUUGCGUUUUGGCUUCACUGUCACCGGGGACUUGUGUCGGGGGUGUGGGGGGGAAGGGUGGGGGGGACGGUGAAAACGCUCAAUCUGAGGCACGAAAGUUUAUUUAUCAUGGACGAUUAUAGUCAAUCAGUGCACUGUUAAGGGGGUGUUUUGUUCCACACUUGGUUGAAAAUGUCAUUGCUGGGUUUUUAGGCUAGUAGCCGGUGCUUUAAUUGUCUCCUGACCAGGAGGCGAGGUUUCUUGCUGAGGGGGGAUGGGGGGGUGGGGAGGGAGGGGAUAGACUCCUUCCAUUGUCUAUUAUUUUGAAGACUUUGAGGCCCCAGAGGUCAUCGGAGUUUAAAAAAAAAAAAAGUUCCUCUAAUCAGUGCUCGUAUCUCACUGGAGCCACGCUAAUGUUUAAUUUCCAAUUGUUUACAAGGCAGGAGGACCUAAACAGACAAGGGAAUGAGUCUUGGGUCAUUUGAUCAGAGGAACCGGGACUUUUUAUUUUUGUAAAGAGGCGAGAUGCAGUUUCGUGCUAUGUCAUGUGCCUGUAACGUAAUGUUUGGUUUGCGUUCUUUGUUUUUUGUUUUUUUGUUUUUAAAAGCGUCAACCGAAGGGAUACCCUGGGAAUGAGUUGGCUCGUCUGGUUUCGGACGACACGGUUUUCGAAGCUCAGCCCUCUCCGUGGCAGGUGGCGGGCCUGCCUGGAUCCCGGCAGCCUGUAGGCGCCGGGGUGGGGGUCGGCGACCGGCCAGGGGCCGGUGUUGUCUUUGUGUGUUUGGCUGUCUCCUUUUAAGCUUGUGUCCCAGAAUGGUUAAAAAAAAAGCCUGGGCAGGCGGGGGAGGGUGGCUUGGCUCUCGAGACGGUCUUCGGUGUAUCUUCAUAAAACAGUUCCCAACAGCAACUCUCACGUGUAACUUUAGAGACCGUGAACUUCAGGCAAUAAUAUUUUACAUGUAAGCUUUUAAAAUUAUUUUUGGGGGGGAUCAUAGCUUGUUUUAUUUUUUGUGCUAUGAAAUUAACAGUAUUAAAUGACUUAUAUUCUUAGAAUACAUUCAGUGUCUUUCUUACAGAUUAAUGCCUUUUUAUUUUCAUACUCCAUUUUACUCCGUAUUACCGGUCCCAGCCUCGAAGCCAGUGUUUUCAGUGGCCUGUUUGUACACGGUCUAAAUAAAACUUGCAUCAACGUGCAGCA
Molecule: messenger RNA, 4770 nt
Organism: Ornithorhynchus anatinus (platypus)
Lineage: Eukaryota; Metazoa; Chordata; Mammalia; Monotremata; Ornithorhynchidae
Gene: CRKL
Product: CRK like proto-oncogene, adaptor protein
Exons: 3
Coding region: 201-1103 (300 amino acids)
Biological process (GO): positive regulation of ERK1 and ERK2 cascade
Molecular function (GO): protein binding
Source: RefSeq, a predicted model, not a curated record